Molecule: messenger RNA, 1835 nt
Organism: Cydia amplana
Lineage: Eukaryota; Metazoa; Arthropoda; Insecta; Lepidoptera; Tortricidae
Gene: sgl
Product: UDP-glucose 6-dehydrogenase
Exons: 2
Coding region: 340-1776 (478 amino acids)
Biological process (GO): glycosaminoglycan biosynthetic process
Cellular component (GO): nucleus
Molecular function (GO): NAD binding; UDP-glucose 6-dehydrogenase activity
Source: RefSeq, a predicted model, not a curated record
GUUGCUUCAGCAGAUGUCUCGCCGCACCGAGGUCAUCAUUUCCGCAAAGUGCACCCAUAUCGAUAGAUUGUAGACCUAAUGUAUCAGAGAAUUACAGUAAUAAUACCGAGGUAGCCUCCGCGCGGCUGGCACAAUCACUCACACGUCCACCGUGGCGUGUGUGCCACGAUCAGACCAGGAAAUCACGAUCGGCCCAUCAAAGUUUAAUCCUAUCUCGAAACACGAUAAGUAGCAUUUUAAAUUAAUUAGCAGGAAGUAAUCGCGUAAUCAAUUAAUCUACGCGAUUAAGGAUUAUUCUUUGUUAGAAUUUCGCUUGAAACUGUCGUGUUUUGAAUUAAAAUGGUGAUUAAAAAGAUUUGCUGUUUGGGAGCGGGAUACGUCGGCGGGCCUACCUGCAGCGUUAUAGCUCUUAAAUGCCCGGACAUCAAAGUGACUGUGUGCGACAAAAGUAUAGAUCGUAUAAACCAGUGGAAUUCGGAGAAAUUACCAAUAUAUGAGCCUGGGUUAGACGACGUCGUGAAGGAAUGCAGAGGGCGGAAUCUAUUCUUUUCUACGGACAUAGCGACCAGUAUCCAGGAAGCCGAUCUGAUAUUCAUCUCUGUCAACACUCCUACGAAGACUAUAGGUAAUGGAAAAGGUCGCGCAGCGGAUUUGAGGUAUAUAGAAGGGGCUGCGCGUAUGAUUGCGGAUAUAGCCACUAGUAAUAAGAUAGUGGUCGAAAAAAGCACUGUACCGGUGAAAGCUGCGGAGAUCAUCAUGAAAAUAUUACGCGCGAACACCAAACCUGGCGUCAACUACCAAAUACUGUCUAAUCCGGAGUUCCUGGCUGAAGGUACGGCUAUAGUCGACUUGGUGGAAGCUGACCGAGUCCUGAUUGGUGGAGAGGACACACCCGAUGGCCAGCGAGCUGUGCAGGAGCUAUGCUGGGUGUACGAGCACUGGAUACCCGCUAAAAACAUCCUGACAACCAACACUUGGAGUUCCGAGCUGUCUAAACUUGCCGCUAACGCUUUUCUUGCUCAAAGAAUCUCUAGUAUCAACUCCCUGACAGCUGUCUGUGAAGCUACCGGGGCUGACGUGUCAGAGGUAGCCAGGGCCGUCGGUAGAGACUCCCGAAUCGGUCCCAAGUUCCUAGAAGCCUCCGUCGGCUUUGGAGGCAGCUGCUUUCAAAAAGACAUCCUCAAUCUAAUCUAUUUAUGUGAAUGUCUAAACUUACCAGAAGUAGCUGCUUAUUGGCAGCAGGUUAUCAGCUUGAAUGAUUACCAGAAGACCAGAUUCACUCGGAAAGUUAUCGAAUCACUCUUCAAUACAGUUUCAGAUAAAAAGAUAGCUAUACUUGGCUUCUCAUUUAAGAAAAACACUGGUGACACUAGAGAGUCUCCCGCUAUUCUUGUUUCUACGACAUUAUUAGAUGAGGGAGCCAAACUGCACAUCUAUGAUCCGAAAGUAGAGAAAGAGCAGAUGCUAUAUGAACUAACGCAUCCAUCUGUAACAUCUGAUCCUGAAUCGGUAAAGAAGAAUGUAGAAAUUCACGACUCAGCGUACUCGGCGGUCUCGGGAGCGCAUGCUAUAGUGCUCUGUACAGAAUGGGAUGAGUUUAAAGAGCUGGAUUAUAAGAAGAUAUUCGAUGUGAUGAUGAAGCCAGCGUACUUGUUUGACGGAAGGAAGAUCCUGGACCAUGACGCGCUGCUGGAGAUAGGGUUCCACGUUCAGACUAUCGGGAAAAGGCUGUCGCGGUCGAGCAGCAUCCGGGCGCAGGGCAGCCAGACUUCAUAGAAGUAUCGUCACAAAUAACAAAAAUAUGAGAUUGAAGCUACAGAGGAUAUUACGCGUCC